AUGGUCAACUUCAAGGAGCUCUUCAAGAACAAGAACACGCUGCGUCGCAAGGCCAAGGGCGACGUGCCCGCCGAGGACGAGGUGGUGCCAUCCAGCAGCGUGCAGGCGGCGGUGCAAGUGUCGCCUCAGCCUACACCGGCACCAGAGAAGCCACUGCCCCUUCCACCGACGCCGAGCUCGUUGCCUCGCCACUUCCCCAAGCUUGUCGCUGCCGGCCGACUGCUCCCGCCCCCAGUUGACUCCGACGCCACGCCGACGCCAACCUACCUCCGCGCCAUUAAUAUGGCCUGGGACCCAGCCGCGCACAACGAGGACCGUGCGCUGACCAACAAGUCGCUCGGCCAGCUGAAGAACCUCGCUCGCCCCUUCGUUGGCCCACUCCGCGCCGGUCUCGCCAUCCGCCCGGCGACCUACGAGGAGCUGGAGCACCUCGGAGGUGGCGCCCAGUCAGGUCUCCCGGCGUUUGUGGGAGAGAUUGUGCUGGGCAAGUUCCUCAUGCAGGGGCGGAUCUGGUCGGCUUUCCAGGCGACCGGAACCGUGAGGGACAAGAACGGACGCAAGGUCAAGCGCGCCCUAGUCGCAAAGUUCGCCCUCGUAGACAACAUUCUGUCGGGACGAGAGCUGGCAGAGGAAGCCAGCUUUUACCUCCAAGCGGCGCACCUCCAGGGCUCGGUGGUCCCCCACCACCACGGCGUCUACUUCGCCCAACAACUCCACGUCGCCGGCGGCAUGUCCCGAGUCUUCUGUGUCCUCAUGGACGACGCGGGUGUGGACCUGGUGGACAGGAAGGGAAAGGGAAAGGAGGUACAGGGUGGGAUGGGCCAGCAGCCCUCUCGUCUCCAAGCAGACGACGAGUCCCUCGACCCCACGGAGCGCCACCAGCGAGUCGUCCCGAAGGCCAACAUUGUCAAGCUCUACCGCGAGCUGCAUGCUGCUGGGGUGGUCCACAACUCGCCCAACGCCAAACACUGGCUGAUGCCCCUCGGCCGUCCCGACCUCCUCCGCCUCAUCGACUUCGGGCGCGCCGACCUCCGCCCAGCGGCCAGUGCCGGCCCGUCCGGCGGGAACGAGCACGCCUUGCAGGAGUGGAGGUACCACGCCAUGCAGGAGCGUGCCAUGGUGUGCGAGCUGGUCGGGCUCCCUUUCGUGAAGACCUAUGCUUGGGGAAGCGAGCUCGAGGACGCGGUGAACGGUGCCCGCCGCUGGGUCCGCAAGCACUCGGACAGGUGGAACACGAACCACCAGGAGGCGUGGGACAUGGCCCCCGCGCCCGAGCUGUCCGAGUCUGACCUCGAGGACGUCGGCACCGAGGCGGCGGCCAGCGAGUGGCGGUACCUGGUCCAGGCGCCCUUAACUCUCGGGCAGCUCUUCCGCACCUGGAAGACGGGGGGCGAGUACGGCGCACCGUGCUCGCAGCUGUGGAACCCAUACGCUGAGACAUUCUGCAAGGGACCCGACGCCGCGGUCGAGGAGUACCGCGAGGCGUACAAGGAGUGGCCUGAGUGGCGCCGGCUGGACUUUGAGGACUGGUUCGUAGGCGCCGCGUUGGAGGGGGAGGAGUAG
This is a messenger RNA of Vanrija pseudolonga, 1563 nucleotides long. RefSeq lists its product as uncharacterized. The transcript has 6 exons. The coding region runs from base 1 to 1563 and encodes 520 amino acids. The record is from RefSeq and is a predicted model, not a curated record. Lineage: Eukaryota; Fungi; Basidiomycota; Tremellomycetes; Trichosporonales; Trichosporonaceae.